Molecule: messenger RNA, 9239 nt
Organism: Blastomyces dermatitidis ER-3
Lineage: Eukaryota; Fungi; Ascomycota; Eurotiomycetes; Onygenales; Ajellomycetaceae
Product: phosphotidylinositol kinase Tel1
Exons: 9
Coding region: 307-9006 (2899 amino acids)
Biological process (GO): DNA repair
Molecular function (GO): protein binding; protein serine/threonine kinase activity
Source: RefSeq, a predicted model, not a curated record
GCCGGAAGUUAUUUAAAUACAAAUAUUAUUUCCGGAUUAUUAGCUAGCAGCACGCUCGACAAACGGCCGACUUGCUGCUCGGCUCUAGCACACCACAACGUCCUACCGCCUUGUCUGGUGUAAAUAGCGCUUCUCUUCCAUGGCGACGGGACAUUUGUCCAAUGCUCCAGUUCCUAUGCCCUUCAGGAACUCAGGAACGGGACGCUUUAUUUAUUUACUACUCCAUCCCUAAACUCCCCGCUACUGUGGGAUGGUUCACACGUACCAACUGCUCAACCCAUUUUUAUGCAGCUACCGUAGGGAGCAAUGAAGGAAGUAAGCCUCAAGGAUGCGCUGGGGGCAAUUGGCUCUGAUUUGCAGAGGAAUCGUGUAGCUGGGCUGGAAGAUCUCAAGCAUAUCCUUCUGCUGAAUAGACAAACGCCUAAGCUGAAUCACCUCACUGAUAAGGAAUAUCACAAAAUUUUCGAAACCCUGUUUCGAUUCAUAUCUACCGAGAAAUCCACCUACAAGCGCGCGAAGCCUUCUACCUCCAAAUCUUCAUCGGGAACGAGGCUUACAAAUUGUGCGUCUGCCCUUCGAACUACCGUUGAGCUGGGUGUACAUAAAAUCCGCCCAAAAACCGUGACGGCUUUGCUCUACCAUGUCGCCGAUGCGAUCCAAAACCUGGGAGAUGCACUAUGGGAACCCCUUAGCGGAGACUACAUAAAGGUGAUAAAGACUAUAUUGCAGUAUCCACCACAUUUGGAACACUUGAGCAAGGAUGUCUGGUGUCAUGUUGUCGAUUUUUGCUUUCAAGCUAUUGGUGUCAUAGAACCCAACCAGGGGACCCAGCUGAGCAUUCGAAAUCGUACACGUCCUCCAUCUGAGAGCCCGGGCGGCCCCGGCAGUCGUGCCAGUUCGAUGGAGCCAGGCGCUCUUCGACGCAAUAAAAGUUCCGGUUCCGAGACCAGUACAAAUAGUGACGAGCUAGAGACUUGCAUUCAAUUGCUAUGCUCUUAUCCUUCUAGUCCUAUCAUUGAUAAUGCCAAAAAGCUGAUCGAUGGCCUUUUGGACUAUCUGGAGUCGCAGAAUAGCGUCUCUAGGACUCCUUAUGCAGCAUUUAGCGCAUUCAAUUCAGUUCUCGCAAAGUCGAUAACGGAUGACACUGCCCUUGUUAGAGAUGCUCUAUUGGAUAUCAUCCCGAUAAUCAAACGAUUCUGGCGUACGAAAUCUGGUAUCCUGAAGGAUGAAAUGCUGGUAACGCUGAUGCUUGGGAGACCUAUUUUUCUUCAAUAUAGUCUCUCAUCUCCGCCAGAUUCGUUUGUGGAAUCACUCCAAGGCCUAACUGAGCAGCUGUAUCAAGAGUACUUGAGACAACCCGAAAAGGACUUGAUGCAAGUGGAUGAUUUGGUAUUUACUUUUAGCCCAACUCCUCGACCUAUGGGCAUUAGGAUAAUGGCUCCGCGCCUGGGAGUUCCUAAGUCUGAGCAAAAUUGGACCACUUUGCAAACAAUUGCUAGUUUCUCGACGCUUUUGGACAAUAUGUACCUCACUCUAGAUAAUGAGCCACAAGCAACCGAAAGACCUAAAAAGAAACAGCAUCUCCUGUCAAGGAGGUCGGAUAUUGUUCGUGAAGCCUCGACUUCUACGGGAGUAACGAGAAUAUGCGCGCUGCAGUUGCUUCCAUUCAUCUUCUCAGACCGCGAGCCCGCGACUGAAGAGCUCUUAACAACGCUAGAGCAGCUUACUGUAAAUAUUUUAGACGAGAACGGCUCUACUGCGUCAUGGACCAUGAUAGCAAUUGCAAGCAUAGCUAGCUGCGGUGCCGCUACAUCACAGGAAUUGCGACCUUUGUGGGCUCAGGCUUGGGAGCUGACUUCUCGCGCACUCGGUUCUCCUACAACAUCUAGAGCUGCCUGUAAUUUGCUGACUGCAAUACUGCAUUUUAAACUACUAGAUUACUCAAUUGUAGUGGAUACAGCUGAAUCCAUGACAUCUUCCGUUGAUAUCAACGGCCCCUCAGGUUUGACCGACUCAGCGCUGCUUAUGUGGGCAAAGAUGGUAGAGUUCCGAACAAAGAUCAAUCCUGCACAGAGCCAAGACAUGUCAAAGCAAAUAUGCGCAUGGAUAAGAAAUAGCUGGGCUUUACCUGACCGCGCCUAUACGAUGCAAAUUGCUACUUUUGCACGACCCCUAGAACUCCUCAAUCUCUUGAUGAGUUGCACCGGGAGGUCUUUUGAUUUUCCUCAUCCUGUUCUUCCAGGGCCGCUUUGCAGGAUCUCAACAUCUUUCUUCAGGCUCCGUCAGGAUUACGAGCUGAUUGAGUAUCUGCUUCUCACACCCCGAGAAGGCCAUGCGAAUGAGGCCACGGCCGUUUCCUCAAAGCCUACUUAUAUUGGCUUCUCGGUGAAACCACACCCUAAUGACCAAGUUAUUCUAGAGCUUCUUCAAACGAAGAUAGACAAUUUCAGUCAAAUUUGGAGCCAGUUGAGCAAUGAUAAACGCCAGCACGUUACCAUUGAAAUAAUUCAAAUUCUAGUAUCCCUCUGCAUCACAAGCACCAUAUUUACUGAGUCCCUUCCGUUCCCUGUGUCAUUACGGUGUCAGCAUCUACAAAAGUGUACUAAAAAGUUGUGGAUAAACCUCUGCAAUUUUUUCUCCAGGAAAGAGGUGGAAUUUCUUCAUGCCUGCUUGGAUAUUCUGGCUCCGAUCAUUCUGCCUUUGAAGCUGGAGAUUGACACUAGCGAUCCGGUUUUGAGAGCGGUACGACUGAUCGCUCCCGAAUUUAUUGCCGUCUUAAAUCAUCACAAGGGUGCGGAGCGCGACUCGUCUCAUUGCGCAGCUGACCCAAUGGAUCUCGAUGAUCAAUUUUCACCUCAAGAAAGCCACACAAGAGAUGGCGAUUUCUUUCCGAAAUUCGACCGAGAAGAUACCCCUGCUUAUGAGGAUCAGAAUUCAGUUCGCCGCGCAACUGCAACACACCUACAUAUAUUAUAUCACCUCGCUGGCACAAGCAAAAGCUCCGAAGUCCCUACGAAUGAGAGCUUAGUCGGCCAUAUCACGUCGCUUGACACGGUAGAUAUUCUGGCCUGUCGACCUAAUUUGGCACUUCUUCUUGGCAGCUGGCCUGAUAUUUCUAGAUCUGACGCCUGUAGUUUGCUUGUGUUCUUCGGGGAAACAAUUCUGCGGUCUUAUGAGUUUAAGAUGUGUGAAGCCGCUUUGUCCAUCUGUAUUGAACUUUCGACGGCUCUUAUUGAUCAUUGGAUUGCCGAUGAGGGGGACGACCUUUAUGAAUGUGCUCUUGAUCUUUACAGCUGGUAUGCGUUAAUAGUUGAAGAAAGACUGGGGUCUCCUAGAGUCCUGAUAAGGAUUGCUACGUUGAUGGAGCGUGUCCUCCGAGCUGACCCAUUGUAUCCAAGGGACAACUCGCGGCCCUCACCUCGUACAAUCCUUUUCAAGAUCUUGCACGACGGGGAUCUAACUGUGAAAUUCCACUUGUCCAAGGUUAUUCCGUCAGUGUUCGACCGGUUUAUCCUCAAAGAACAUGAUGCUAUCUUUGAUGAUAUUCUGGAAAACCUCCCCCGUGACCCUGACUGGAACGAGGGCAUUGCUUUACGCCUAUAUCUCCUAGCACAACUAGCGUCCAGAUGGCAUACCCUCCUGCGCCGUGGAAUAUAUCACAUAUUUGAGACCCCAGGGCAACUUCCUAAGUCGGCACCAUAUGCGAAAGCCUGUCUACAGGAGAUCACACGCUCUCUCGGCCUCAACGACCCCAAAGAAAUUUUUUGGCUAUUUGCCUCUCAGAUGAUAUACACGUGGCUAGAAACAGAAUCUUUGGGAUCAAUUCCGUUUACCAUAUUUGGUUAUCGGACGCUCAACGACUUACUAAUAGACGUCCAGGACGAAGUUGUAGCCCAAAUUGUGAUGCGUGGCAAGGAUGAUGAGAUGACAGAGAUUUCCACUUGUUUGAGCGUGCCAUUCCAAGAAUUGCUGGAGGACUGCUUUUAUAAAGCUGAGGCGUACUGCAUUGCACGCGACAUCAGCAUUCCACCUUCGCAGGACAGCCAGCCCAAAGGGACCCAGGGCCGCAUCAAGAAGAUUCUAGGAACUGAAAAAUUUGGUUCUUUACUGGAAAGAUAUUUCCCCGAAACAAUUGCCGUAUUUUUCAAAUGCGUGGAUCAAACAGAACAUAUGGGAAAAGGCUUUGAAAAGCGUCCUCCCUUCAAAUACGCUCUAGAUAUCUGGAAAGACAUUGCGAGAAGAAGUGUAUCGAUGGCCGUUCUGCCAGCCAGCCAGCAACCAUCUUUCCGAGCAAAAUACCUUCUCGAUGAGAUCGACUUCCUAUGUGCGCGGACCGGAUAUGAUCUCGAGACAAUGUGGACACCCGCUUUGGUUUGUUUUGUCGCGAGGACAUUGAUAGAAUCCAUUCAUCCGUCCCUGGGCUCACUCCAUGCAUGCGCUGUGAUCCGGAAGCUCAAAAUUCUUAUCUGCAUCGCUGGGUCUGUGGUUCUGGAAGAAUAUCCGCUCGAAAUGUUGCUACAUUUUCUAAGGCCGUUUCUUUCCCACUUUCAUUGUUCGGAAGAUGCGGUUGGGCUUUUCUGGUACCUCGUCGAUAAAGGCAGACCAUAUCUACUGGAAAAUCCCUCCUUCAUGGCGGGGCUUGGCGUCUCGACUCUUGCCUCACUUCGGGGGCUUCUGUCCUCUUCUCAGGAGAGCACUACUCAAGAAAUGCAUUUCAGGUCAUCCCUGUCGAAGGCGCAGAUUUUCCACGACUGGUUUGCGAAAUUUUUGGACCAAUAUGAAUCUCCAAAGCUUAGCAAGGAAUCGGAGAAGUCGUUCCGAAAUAUUGUGCGAUCAUCUCAGCGCAUCAAUUUAGUUGGAUGCGCUUCAAAAGGAACACACGAAGGUGAACUUUUAGCAAGCCUUUUGCAAGAUAGUGCGGCCGACGAGAGAUUACUAAGUGCUCCAGCGACUGAUUUGGUGUUUUCUCUUAUCUGCAAGCAGUUCCAGAGACCAACCAACUUCCGGGAUGAUAUUUUGGGGGAAGAUCAGAUUGCCGCAGGAAACGCGAUGACUGUUUGGAACACUAUCCAGCAUCAAGAUCACGGUUCCGGUUAUCGCCUCUGGGCCGCCCGUGUAUUAGGCCGGGCGUAUGCAUCGACAGGAGUGAUCAAUGGCUCCAUGCUCAAAGAAACGCGAUCAUCUUCCUCCGAUGAUAUCCCCGAACGCAUUAGAUUCACAUCCAAAUAUUCUAUUAUCCGUAUGCUUUGUAAUUCGUUGCUUUCAAAUAGUCGUCGGGAUAUUGGACUGGCUGAGCGAGCCUUGCAGAACAUUCUCACCAGACUCCCUUCGGAUCCCGAGCUCGGAGAAUGCGGAUCAGCCAUUCCUAGUUCACUCGUUAAGGCGCUUACCUGGACACCAUAUCUAUGCCCGAAGCUGUCUUUGACUCCUUUCCAGAAGGCCCAAUUCGAUCAUGAUAUUCGCUGGAUUCCCAAUGUAUCCGCUGAUGAGUGGGCUCGUGAUGUCACUCUCUGCUUAACGGUCCAAGAAGCCACCGACUCUAUAAUUGGUUCGUUACCAAAAGUUCUUUAUGAGAUACCAGCACUUGCGACGAAGCUUCUACCAUAUAUUCUACAUGACAUGCUACUCUCCGAGUAUGAAGGCAAACGAACUGUUCGUCAAACUGCCUCCGCAGUAUUCCGGCAAGCAUUCCGUGAAGUCCGUGAUACCACGUUUCCACACAUUCGGCUUAUAAUUCACUGUAUUCUAUAUCUAAGGCACCAAAAGCUGCCUCAAGAGCAGACCAUGAAUCAACGAGACGCCUGGCUUGACAUUGAUUACCUGGAAGCUGCACAUGCAGCAACGCAGUGCCAAAUGUAUAAAACCUCACUCCUUUUCGUAGAAAUUCAUUUCUCGCGAACUGCGUCAACUCGACGGUCAGCGGUUUCGAAAUCGCCUGACUCAUUAUUGCUCCUUCAUGAUAUCUUCAAAAAUAUCGAAGACCCUGAUCUAUUCUACGGUAUUCAACAGAGUGCCUCUCUGGAUUCCGUUCUUGAAAAGCUCCAGCAUGAAAGCGCUGGGGUUGGAUUCAAAAAUCUUUCAUUCCAAAGUGCCAACUACGAGGCUGAGAUGAAGCUCUCCAGCGCCAUAGGAGAGACAAACUCCCUUGGUCUUAUACAAGCUCUAAAUGCCACAAAUUUCCAAGGUGUUGCAAGUGCAAUGUUUACUGCCCCUACCAGUAACGGGAAGAGGGCUGAAGUCUUUGAGAGCAUGCUUUCAACGUCUCUUUACCUCCAACAGUGGGAUAUUCCAGUGCCCUCUACCUCAACCUCCGCCGCUGGCAAUAUAUUCAAAGCCCUGCAAAGCCUGAACUCGUCAGACGACAAACUGCAGGUCGGCCGAAUUUUGGACAAUUGUUUCUCAGAGGUUCUUGGCCAUUUUGAAGAGAAUCAAUCCCACUUUGAGCUGCGUACUGGGAUGAGAGCGAUGGGUAUAUUGGCUGAAAUAGAUGAGGUUAUGUGUUCGCAAAAUCCGGAUCAGUUACAGGAUGCAUGGGAAAGAAUACAAGCGAGGGGAUCGUGGCUGAAGUUUGAGAGUUUCCGGGAUAUAAGCCUGAUUCUCUCGAGCCAUGAAGCCUUGUUCUCAUUGAUCAGUCGACAACCUCACAUAAAGUCUAUGCUUAAUCUGAGUUCCCAUGAUGCUAAAUUAUUGGAGGUUAAGGCUAUCCGAGCAUCCCUAAGGAUAAGUAGAGAACAUGAUGAACACCAAGCAUCGUUAAAAUCUGCGAUAUGGCUUUCGAAACUAAUUAAGCCUUGUGCUGAUCUCGGCGUAUUCAUUGACGCUGCAGCAACAUUUGAUUUGGCCAAUGUACUUUGGGACCAGGGGGAGAUGACAACAUCAAUUCAAAUGUUACAACAGCUCAACAAGCAAAACAACCUCCAGACACAAUCUAUUCCGGUGAACAAGGCAGAGGUUUUGGCUAGUCUAGGUCGCCAUGUUGCGGAAGCUAGGUUACAAAAACCGGAUACGAUUAUGCAGGAGUACCUUUUCCCCGCCAUAAAGGAACUAAAAGGUAGAUCUGAAGGGGAGGAGGCAGGGCGGGUAUUCCAUGAAUUUGCAGUUUUCUGUGACCAACAGUUGCAGAACCCAGACGGCCUAGAAGAUUUUAGAAGAAUUGAACAAAUCCGCCACCGAAAGGAGAAGGAAGUGCUAGACCUAGAGCAAAUGAUGGAAUCAGCUAAAGGCAAAGAGAGAGAUCAACUCCUAAUACAUAGAGUCAGAGCGAAACAAUGGUUUGAACUGGACGACAAAGAGUACCAGAGGCUGAAAGAGAGUCGGGUAUCUUUCCUUCGCCAGUGCCUGGAAAAAUAUCUCCUUGCUUUGAGGGCUUCCGAUACGUUCAAGAACAACGUCCUACGAUUCUGCGCUCUCUGGCUGGACAAUUCGGAGAGCGAAGCAGCCAAUGCAGCUGUCGCAAAAUAUAUUAACACUGUCCCGAGUCGAAAGUUUGUGUCAUUGAUUAAUCAGCUGUCGUCACGCCUGCUCGAUGUUGAGGAUAGUUUCCAGCCACUGUUGGGAACGCUCAUUCUUCGGAUUUGCAUGGAGCAUCCAUACCACGGAAUGUAUCAAUUAUUUUCCAGCAGCAAAUCCGCACGUGGCAGAGACCAUAUGUCUAAUUCACGAAGUCGAGCCGCUAAUAACUUAGUCGAUAGGCUGAAAAGCGAUCCUAAGGUACGUGAUACGUGGUUCACUCUGCACAACGCAUGUGUCGGCUAUGUAAGGUUUGCAACGGACGGGUUAGACAACGGACUCAAGAGCGGUUCAAAAGUUGCACUUAGAAAAUCGAUCACUGGACAAAAAUUGGAACAGGACGUCAGGAGACAGCAUAUUCCACCACCUACCAUGAAAAUUGAUCUCCAGAUUGAUUCAAAUUACAGCCACGUACCCCGUAUUGUGCGGUAUCUCCCGGAAUUCACGGUCGCAUCAGGCAUCAGUGCUCCCAAAAUCGUCACUGCUAUCGCUUCAGACGGGCUUCAAUAUAAGCAACUCUUUAAAGGAGGAAAUGAUGACCUGCGGCAAGAUGCCAUUAUGGAACAAGUCUUUGAACAAGUCAGCAAUUUGCUGCGAGAGCAUAGAGCUACCCAACAGCGUAACUUGGGCAUCAGAACAUAUAAAGUAUUGCCUCUAACUGCGAAUGCGGGAAUCAUCGAAUUUGUGCAAAACACAAUUCCCUUAACCGACUAUCUAAUGCCCGCCCAUCAGAGGCACUUUCCCAAAGAUAUGAAACCCAAUGCCUGUCGAAAGGCUAUCAGCGAUGCGCAGCCAAGAUCGUUGGAGCAUCGAAUAAAGGUUUUCCGUGAAGUAACAAAGCAUUUCAACCCGGUCAUGAGAUUCUUUUUUAUGGAACGGUUCAAAGAGCCCGAUGACUGGUUCAGCAAACGGUUAGCAUACACACGAAGCACGGCGGCGAUUUCCAUGCUAGGCCAUGUGCUCGGCUUGGGUGAUAGGCAUGGUCAUAAUAUCCUGCUGGAUGAGAAAACAGGCGAAGUGGUUCAUAUCGAUCUAGGAGUGGCCUUUGAGCAAGGACGCGUGCUGCCAGUGCCGGAAGCGGUGCCGUUCCGUUUGACUCGUGAUCUCGUCGAUGGUAUGGGCAUUACCAAAACGGAGGGGGUAUUUAGACGCUGCUGUGAAUUCACUUUUGAGGCUCUACGCCGAGAGUCGUAUAGUAUCAUGACGAUUCUAGACGUCCUUCGCUAUGACCCGCUUUACAGUUGGUCGUUGUCUCCGCUGCGUAUCAAGAAAAUGCAAGACAUGCAAGAAGCCGCUGGGGGUGCAACUCAGGCCAGCGAAAGCGGCAAAAGCAAGAACCCUAAUGAACCUAGCGAGGCUGACCGAGCCUUGACAGUAGUCGCAAAGAAGCUUGGGAAAACACUUAGUGUAGCUGCCACUGUCAAUGAGUUGAUUCAACAGGCGACAGAUGACCGGAAUCUUGCUGUUCUGUACUGCGGUUGGGCUGCAUAUGCUUAGAUCGCUGCGGCAAUUUUACUGGAAAAUAUUCUGGUGCAUGAGAGAUUCUUGGAACCUAUCUUGUAGGUUGGAUGUGCUCUUCCUGGCAAUAUAUAUCGGUAAAUCUGAAGUGCACAUGUAUAGUAGAUUUAUGCCAAGUACAUAACUUUAAGCAAUUUACCGUAUUCAUGCGCAGGAGCCUUUUUAAUGUAUAGAAUAUAUUAAUAUUUAUAUCCCUCUCACUGGUUCUGGUG